Messenger RNA from Tarenaya hassleriana, 2110 nucleotides. RefSeq names its product protein NRT1/ PTR FAMILY 6.2. Lineage: Eukaryota; Viridiplantae; Streptophyta; Magnoliopsida; Brassicales; Cleomaceae. Gene Ontology annotation, cellular component: membrane. The transcript is spliced from 7 exons. The record is from RefSeq and is a predicted model, not a curated record. Gene Ontology annotation, molecular function: transmembrane transporter activity. The coding region runs from base 121 to 1869 and encodes 582 amino acids. Gene Ontology annotation, biological process: oligopeptide transport; transmembrane transport.
UCUUCACCAACACAUUUUGCUUGUGUGGCUUUGGAGUGCAAAACCCACAAACAUACAACCACUACAGAAUUUGCAAGAAUCUCUUUCUCUCUCUCUCUCUCAUAACCCCCAAACAAGAAAAUGGAGAACAAGGGGAGUUGGACGGUGGCUGAUGCUGUGGACUACAUGGGUCGUCCUGCUGAGAAAUCCAAGACCGGUGGUUGGGUCCCUGCCGCUCUCAUUCUCGGGAUAGAGAUAGUGGAGAGGCUUUCAACAAUGGGAAUAGCAGUGAACUUGGUGACAUAUCUGAUGGACACAAUGCAUCUGCCGAGCUCAACCUCUGCAAACAUUGUCACCGAUUUCAUGGGAACCUCUUUCCUCCUCUGCCUGCUCGGCGGCUUCCUCGCCGACUCCUUCCUCGGCCGUUUCAAAACCAUCGCCAUUUUCGCCUUCGUUCAAUUGCUGGGAACUGGUUCUUUAGCAUUAGCUACGAAGUUGCCCGGGCUCCGUCCUCCACCGUGCCACCAUGGCGAACACUGCAAACCCGCUAGCGGGUUUCAGAUGACAAUUCUCUACAUAGCACUUUACCUCAUAGCCCUUGGAACAGGUGGACUCAAGUCUAGUGUCUCUGGAUUUGGAUCUGACCAGUUCGACGACAAGGACCCCAAGGAAAAGUCGCAAAUGGCUUACUUCUUCAAUAGGUUCUUCUUCUUCAUAAGCAUGGGAACGUUGAUGGCUGUCACAGUACUUGUUUACAUGCAAGAUGAGGUGGGGAGAAGCUGGGCUUAUGGGAUUUGCACUGUGUCUAUGGUUAUAGCCAUUGUACUGUUCCUGUCCGGAACUAAGAGGUACCGGUUCAAGAAGAGCCAGGGGAGUCCAGUUGUCCAGAUUUUACAAGUUUUGGCCGCCUCCUCGAGAAAGAGGAAGAUGGAAUUGCCUCAAAGCGUCGCUUAUCUAUACGAGGAUGCCCCCGAGGGCUUACGGGUCGAACAUACCGACCAGUUUCACUUAUUGGACAAGGCGGCAAUAGUUGCGGAAGGAGAUUUCGACAAAAACCUCGAUGGAACGGCGAUUCCAAACCCGUGGAGGUUAUGCUCGGUUACAAAGAUCGAGGAAGUGAAAAUGAUGGUUAGGCUCUUGCCGAUUUGGGCAACUACCAUAAUCUUUUGGACAACAUAUGCACAGAUGAUAACGUUCUCGGUUGAACAAGCAUCGACAAUGGAACGUACCAUCGGAGGCUUCAUGAUCCCUGCAGGUUCACUUACAGUCUUCUUCGUGGCGGCUAUUCUCAUCACUCUCGCGGUUUAUGACCGUGCGAUAAUGCCUCUCUGGAAGAAAUGGAAAGGGAAACCAGGCUUUUCAAACUUGCAAAGAAUGGCUAUUGGACUAGUUCUGUCUACGCUCGGGAUGGCGGCUGCGGCUCUGGCCGAGCAAAAACGUCUCUCGGUAGCGAAAUCCGUCACCACAGCUCAUAGCAAGACUCUACCGAUCAGUGUGUUCUUCCUCGUGCCGCAGUUCUUCCUCGUGGGUUCGGGAGAAGCCUUUAUAUACACGGGCCAACUCGAUUUCUUCAUAACUCAGUCACCCAAAGGGAUGAAGACGAUGAGCACCGGUCUUUUCUUGACAACGUUGUCGUUAGGGUUUUUCGUCAGCAGCUUCCUGGUGUCUGUGGUGAAAAAGGUGACGGGAAGUUCCGGAAAUGGACAAGGAUGGUUAGCCGACAACAUUAACCACGGUCGGCUCGAUCGCUUCUACUGGUUACUGGCUGUCCUGAGCGGGAUCAAUAUCGUGGUUUACAUGAUAUGUGCCUUCUGGUUCAAGCCACGAAAGGGCAAAGGUGCGGUGGAAAUGGCGAGCGGCAAAGGUUUUUCAGUUGAAGAGAACUGUUGAAAGAGGCGGUUUCUUGUACAUCAAGCAACUGAGUCAUCUUCUCCGUGACGUCAUUCUGUAUUACAUGUCUUAAAAAGAACAAAAACAAAAAAGGUUUUCUUGUAUAUCAAGCAAGUGGGGUUGGGUUCAAUUAGGGUUUGUUCGUUCCACUGUCAAUCUUUUUUUUUAUUCUCUCUUUGUGGCCAUAUAGAAUCUAUCUGCAUCGUAAUAUAUUAAAAGGAUGAAUUGGUUUCCACAUAUC